AUUUGACGCCAUGGGACAUCCACGGAAGACUUGCACGGAGCUUGGAUGCAACAAGCUCGCGGCCAGUGGAGGCCUCUGCGUAGGACAUGGAGGUGGGAAGAUGUGCCAGUUCCCGGGAUGCACCAAGGGGUAUCAGCGAGGUGGGUUUUGCCGCAAUCACGGCGGCGGGUCACGAUGUACGGUUCCGUUUUGCAUCAAGGUGGACGCCGGCCACGGCCUUUGUCGGUCCCACGGCGGCGGAAAGCGGUGUAAAGCAGUCGAUUGUGGCAAAGCCGACGUCGGUGGCGGUUAUUGCACGGCACAUGGAGGUGGCAAGCGUUGUGGGUUCCCGUCUUGCGAUAAGAACAGUCAAGGAGGAGGCUUCUGCCGUGCACAUGGUGGCGGCCGGCGGUGUACUGUGCCGGACUGUACGAAAAUGGGCCGAGGGGCCAGCGGUAAAUGUCCCGAGCACGGUGGGUCGCCGCUGUGCAAUGCACCAAAUUGCAGGAAGAUCGCUCGCGAUGGGCAAGGUCGAUGUCGGGAGCACUCCAAGGACAUCCACAACGAGGUCUUGUCUCAGACUUCGGACGACAGCGACCUCCUAUCUCGGCGCGUCGCACGUCCUAGUAGUACUGCCUCGUCACAGACCGCGAAUUCACCGCUCGAAAGUCUUGUGAUGUUGGCUUCAGCGCCACCGGUGGCGUUUGCCUAUCGCCGGCUGCUGGUGCAAGUUCAGCUGCAAGUGCCAUGGACCGAACUUCGAGUGCUCGCGCUGUUGCAAAGCGAACCUCAAGUGCGCAGCGUGCACAUCUUGGGCUACCGGCACUCGUCGGCCCCGCGGCAGCCAAAGUCCGCCGUGUGUUUUGUCGUGCGUUGGGCUGCCCACUCCAGCGCGGCGUUGGAAUUAGCGCUAGGCGCACUUGACGUGCGCUACUCGGUGCUUGAAAACAGCUUGGUCGAAGAUAUGGCGAGUCUUGUGGUUGUAGAAACCAUUUUAAAAGUGAAUGGCAUGAUGUGCGUCGCCAACUGCGGUAACACGGUGGUCCGUGCAAUUCAAAGCGUGGCGUCGGUGCUAGAGGUACAUUUGGAGUUUGACGACGCCCAAGUAGUCGUGCAGAGCCACAACACGGUCACUGCCCAUGCCCUCAUCGCACGCAUCCAGGCCAUUGGAUUUGAAGCCGACUUGGUGUCUGUCACCCCCGUGCCAUGGCAUCGUCAGUACGUCCAGUCAGCAGCAAUCACUCGUUUUAAUAUCACAGUAGGUUCCACAUGCAACGCACAGGAGGGUGCCACGUCACGAUGGACGUCGCACUGCAGCUCGAGACUGUGUUGAGCCACGUUGAAGGCGUGGAAAAGGUGGCGGUGGUGCCGCACCUGGCGACGGUGGACGUGUUUGGGUUCUUUGACGCGCACGAAGUGGUGCUCAUGGCCGCGACGGUGGCCCUCCACCUGACGGACCGGGAAUCGUCGGUUGAUCCCCUGCAAGCCGAGGGGGGAAGCACCCCCGUCCACCACGAGUGCUCGUUUGCGUGCUCUAGCGGGUGCAUCAAGUACCAGACCACAAUGGCGCACACCGCGGCGCUGGCGGUGGGCUGGGCGGUGCCUGGGUGCGGCAUGGCGUUUGGUUACGAAUGCAAUUGCGGCGACUCGUGUAAAUGCGCUGGCUGCCCAACCCACAACCCAGGCACCACAAUUGACCCCGUCACGGCGUUGUUGUAACGCUGGCAUCGACGCGCUGGCUCUGGGCUAGUCGCGAUACUAGUACUAGUAUUUAUAAUAUAAACCAUGCAAUGCAAACGUCUACUUAC
This is a messenger RNA of Aphanomyces astaci, 1787 nucleotides long. RefSeq lists its product as hypothetical. The record is from RefSeq and is a predicted model, not a curated record. Gene Ontology annotation, molecular function: metal ion binding. NCBI's taxonomy places the organism in Eukaryota, Oomycota, Saprolegniomycetes, Saprolegniales, Verrucalvaceae. The transcript is spliced from 3 exons. Bases 11 to 1312 code for a protein of 433 amino acids.